Molecule: messenger RNA, 633 nt
Organism: Periophthalmus magnuspinnatus
Lineage: Eukaryota; Metazoa; Chordata; Actinopteri; Gobiiformes; Gobiidae
Product: phospholipid scramblase 1-like
Exons: 2
Coding region: 1-633 (210 amino acids)
Biological process (GO): plasma membrane phospholipid scrambling
Cellular component (GO): plasma membrane
Molecular function (GO): phospholipid scramblase activity
Source: RefSeq, a predicted model, not a curated record
AUGGCGUUCCCAGCUGACAGCGCCCCCUACUACAUCGGGAUGCAAAACACGGUCCAUCCUUUUCCCAACUCAUCUUUCCCUCCGCCCGGUCCUCCUCCUCCGUACAACUCCGUACCCCCCGCUGCUCCGGCCCCUAUCCCAAAUCCGGGACCCUCCAUCCCCGGUUGCCCACCUGGACUCGAGUACCUCACCCAAAUCGACCAAAUACUCGUACAGCAAAAAGUCGACUACGCGGAAAUGAUCAUCGGAUGGGAGAUGAGCGAAGUAGAAAUCCAAAGUCCCCCAGGAUUCCCCAUAGGCUACGUUGAACAAAACUGGCACCCGUUUUUACCCAAGUUUACCGUUUUGGACGCCACUCGGAGCGCGCAGUUGAAGAUAAAGGGUCCGUUUUGUGAUUGUAAGUGCUGUUCGGAUGUCGUGUUUGAGGUUUUGUCCCGGGAUGAGGAGGCGGUGGUGGGGCAGAUUUCCAAACAGUGGGGAGGAUUCCUGCAGGAGGGGUUCUCGGACGCGGAUAAUUUUGGGAUUUCAUUUCCGAUGGAUUUGGACGUUAAGGUUAAGGCAGUGCUGCUCGGUGCGGUGUUCCUCAUAGAUUUUAUGUAUUUUGAGACUAAUAAAAAUGACAACAAUAAUUAG